Messenger RNA from Paramecium tetraurelia, 1122 nucleotides. RefSeq lists its product as uncharacterized. The transcript has 2 exons. NCBI's taxonomy places the organism in Eukaryota, Ciliophora, Oligohymenophorea, Peniculida, Parameciidae. The record is from RefSeq and is a predicted model, not a curated record.
AUGUACAAAUAUUAUUUUCUUACAUUUCUAUUAUUCUGGCUAGGCUCUACUGCACCACCAGGGUAAACUGCUUGCUCUGCUGCUAAUUUCCCAACUGAAGCACUAUGUAAAGCCGCAGGUUAUUGUAAGUGGACUACCUAAUGCGAUCCUUACACUGUGGCAGCUGACUGUUAUAGAAUAAAUGAAAUUGGAGCUUGUCGUCCAAGCGGUGUUUACUCAGGAACUUGCGCACCAAUCGCCUCUUUGAAUGUACAAUAUGAAAAUGUGUGCACAACUCCUACUAGCAAUAAUAAAGUUGAUUAUAAUUAUGUAAGGUUCCCCAUUUCCACUACUGGAUUAGCUACUCAUUCACUUACAGGAAUAACAGUGGCAGAUUUAUAAACCAAAACCCCUAAAUCAGACUAUUUAUAUUAAGUAUUCACUGUCAACUUACAAUUGGCCACAAACUCUUAAUUAAAUUCCAUCUUAGAUUUAUAUGUUGCAUAUCAACCUGAACUUAUCAAAACAACCACUCACCCAUAUUACAUUGAAAAAGCAUUGUUCUAAACUAUCCAAAAUAUUAGAGAUGACACAACAAUGACCCCUGCCUUGAAAGGAGCAACAUUAACUAAGUUUUGGUAAUUAGCCGACAUCUUCUUGUAAAGAGUCAGAACCUUUAGCAAACACUAUCAGACCAAUUAUUACAUUUUAAAUUUUGCUUAAACUACCUUUUCUAGAUUGUACUUAACUGUUAAUGGCUAAGAACACACAACCACCUUGUCAUGGUUGUCAUACACAAAAAAUGGAUAUGUCUAAGUCAUUUCGUACCCAGCUGUUCAAUUUGGUAUAGCAGCAGCUACUGCGUUCAGUGAUGUUUAUUAUGUCAAAAUUAUUGAUGAUGCAGCAACACCAGCAGCAUUUACUGGUUUAUCUUUGACUGUCACUUACAUUUAUAGUGGCACAACAUUCAGCAUUACCACCAACAACAAAUUAGUCAAAAUAACAGAUAAGGCUGCCGGUACAUAUGUAGAAGAUGCAACAAUGAUAGCAUAUGAUUCUACCAAAUCUGAUACUGGCUCAAAAAAAUUAGCUUAUGCUUUAUCAGGUGGAUCCGAAUACAUAUUUUAUAUUAAAGGAAUUUGA